This is a messenger RNA of Rhinocladiella mackenziei CBS 650.93, 1518 nucleotides long. RefSeq lists its product as uncharacterized. The record is from RefSeq and is a predicted model, not a curated record. Gene Ontology annotation, molecular function: urea transmembrane transporter activity. NCBI's taxonomy places the organism in Eukaryota, Fungi, Ascomycota, Eurotiomycetes, Chaetothyriales, Herpotrichiellaceae. Gene Ontology annotation, cellular component: plasma membrane. Gene Ontology annotation, biological process: urea transmembrane transport. The transcript is spliced from 4 exons. The coding region runs from base 1 to 1518 and encodes 505 amino acids.
AUGGUUGCCAACAGAAGCGUCGGAACUGGUCUCACUGAAUCGGCGGUGAUUUUCAGUACCGCUCUUCUCGGUGCCCCAUAUCUGACCUACUGGUACGGUAUCGCGCUUCCAGUAUGGUGGGCCAAUGGACAAAGCACCAUGAUCUGCGCGUUCGGCUGGCUUGCCAUUCAAGCGAAACUGAAGGCACCUAAUGCGCACACACUCCUCGAGUUAAUUAAGGUGCGCUAUGGUUACGUUGCACAUAUCAUCUGGAUCAUCUUAUGUCUCAUCAACAACAUCCUCAACUUCUCGUCCAUGCUGGUCGGGGCUUCGACGGCUGUGUCUUCCUUGACGGGAAUGAACAUUGUCGCCUCUACAUACCUUCUUCCACUGGGUGUUAUGGUCUACACCUAUUUUGGGGACAUUCGGGCGACAUUUCUCACUGACUACGUCCAUACGUUCAUUAUCAUGAUUAUAUUGGUCUGGUUCACCAUCAAAGUUUUGACCAUUCAAGGAACUGGAUCAAUUGGAGCGCUCUAUGAUGCCGUUUUGCCCUUGUCGAAGCAACACCCGGUUGAGGGAAACUAUCAGGGUUCGUACUUGACCAUGACAAGCAAGGAAUCCAUCUCCUUUGGCAUCAUUCAUAUUGUCACGAACUUCGGUAUUGUCUUCCUUGAUACUGGUUUCUGGCAAAAGGUGGGUAUUGUCGUACACACACACAAACAUCUAAGGCCGCCAACUGACAUAGAAUCUAGGGUUUUGCCGCGGAAGUGGCAGCGGCCGUUCCUGGCUACAUUCUUGGUGGAACGCUUAUUUUGCCAUUUCAAGGAGGUAUGCUCACAAACCAACGCUCUUUCCAGUCCCGCCACGUUCCCUACGGCAUUUGCUCUUGUCUGGAAACGGCAAACCAGGGCCACCGCCAUCAUAUCUCCGUUAAUCGGCAUGGCGUGUGGUCUUGCGGUUUGGGUUGGAACAGCCUACGGACUAUAUGGUGAAGCAACGAUCAAGACUCUGGGGAUGACUCUACCCUGCCUCUACGGCAAUCUUACCUCCUCCUUUUGGUCCGAUCUACUGACCAUCAAACGGGUCGAGGACGAUGAUCGUGGUCAAGUGGGCGCGACCGCCACUCACUUCAACGCUGACGUGUAUUUUUCACCUGAUCGUGUCGCAUACAUGAAGCGUGUGUCACGCAUUGCGGUGUACUGGGGCAUUGCUACUUUCGCGGGCCAGGUGGUGUUGUGGCCUCUGCCGAUGUACGGUGCAAGAUUUGUGUUUUCCAAAGGGUUAUUUGUCGCCUGGAUAGUGGUGUCAUUAAUCUGGCUCUGCGCUGCCUUGUUCGUCGCCAACUUCUACCCGCUGGUCGACGGCGGCCUCAAAAAGAUCUGGAUCGUUGUGAGUGGCAAGAAAGAUGUGGUUGUUGAGAAAGGGUUGGAUGAUGGUUCGGGCUCUGGAGGUGGAGUAUCCUCGAUGGAGACGACGAAUACGCCGCCGGGGGAAACGGAAGAGAUCGUUAUUGGUGGGGAGAAAGGUAUUGCUUGA